AAACCUCCCCCUCCCCUCAACGUAGUAUUUAUGGCGCGGUUCGAACUUGCCUGCACAAGCUUGUACGACCCCCAGAUACGAUUAGACGUGAUCUAGAGUAAAGACUUCUACGAGCUUGAGGGUAAGAUCAAUGUCGGAUCAAGGUAAAAGCAGAUCCAGAGGCCGUUCUAGAGGUCGGGCACGUCAACCGGACAAUGUAGUACUUGGAGGAGGUUCCGGUCCUCCACCGGCACCACAAGGUGCAUGGGCCCGUCGACCGGGUCCACCACCAGCGCAGGCGCCGCCGGCUCAGCAACCAAGAUUUCCACCACCGGGUUUAGCCCCCGCACACAUGGUGCCGAAUGUUGGACGUGCCCCCCAGCGGAUGGGUGAACGAGACAUUGGUGACAUUGGAAGAAAAAUGCAGGACGUCACUGUUGGAGAUGGUGCCAGCGUAGGUCGUGGUGCAAUGCGUGGCCGGCGUCAAAUUGUCCCGGAGUUCUUGGUUACACGUCCUCAGAAUCUCAUCACAAAACAGGGUAACUCAGGCACUAGAUUAAAUUUGCAAGCAAACUAUUUCAAACUCCUGUCAACUACCGACUGGUGCCUCUAUCAGUACAGAGUUGACUUUGCACCUGAAGAAGAUCGUACAGUGGUUCGUAAGGCAUUGCUUCGACCCCACAGGGAGACUCUUGGCCCAUAUAUCUUUGACGGCACUGUGUUGUAUACAAGCAACCGUUUGCCAGAGAAAAUGGAGCUGUUCUCUGCACGCCAAUCAGAUGAUGCGCAAAUACGUAUAGAAAUUAAAGAGGUUGGAGAUUUAGUCAGGGGAGAUCAGCACUACAUCCAAUUUUUCAACAUAAUCAUGCGCAAGUGUUUGGAUCACUUGAAACUGCAAUUGGUGGGCCGAGAUUAUUAUGACGCAGCGGCCAAAAUCGAAAUUCGUGACUUCCAACUCGAACUGUGGCCAGGAUACAUAACGUCUAUUCGUCAACACGAGCGCGAUAUACUCAUGUGCUCUGAGAUCAGCCACAAAGUGAUGCGUCAACAGACUAUAUAUGAUAUCCUCACUGACUGUCACAGACAGAAUCGCAACGAUUUCAAGCGAGCUUUCUGCAGUCAGAUUAUUGGACAAGUUGUACUCACUGGUUAUAACAACAAUACAUACCGGGUUGACGAUGUCGACUUCGACGUCACGCCGCAGUCUACAUUCCCACUACGGAGCGGAGAACUAAUAUCUUACAUGGAUUAUUACCGUAAUAAAUAUCAGAUAACCGUACGUCAACCUACUCAACCAAUGCUGGUAUCCAGAUCAAAGCCUCGUGAACGAAGAGCUGGCCAGGCAGAGUUGGUUUAUCUUGUUCCUGAAUUGUGCAGGGCAACUGGUAUCACUGACGAAAUGCGAGCACAAUGGCAGCUCAUGAAAGCUCUGUCCGAUCACAUGCGUGUUGGGCCGGAAAGUAGAGUCCAGAAAUUACUAGCGUUCAACCAACGACUUCGAUCGCAGCCCGAUGUCUGCACGGAUUUGAAAGACUGGAACCUUUCGCUGAGUGAUAAACUCAUAGAUAUCCCUGGUAGAAUUAUGCCUUCGGAGAAAAUCAUCUUUGGCAGGGAGAAGAAAGUUGAUGCUGGGCCAGAGGCCGACUGGACCAGAGAACUCCGCAAUGUUACCAUGCUGUCGUGCGGUAAAAUGGACAAUUGGGCUCUCAUAGUUACCAGCCGUGCUAAAAGAGACGUUGAGAACUUCGUUUCAACGCUCAUUCAAGUUUCAACGAAACUCGGGUUCAAACUUCCUCAGCCACGAGUUCACGAGGUGCCAGACGACAGAGCUCAAACUUACGUCGAGGCCAUCGAGGCGAUACUUAGCCGGCUUUCGGUCAACUUGAUCUUCUGUGUCGUGCCUAACAAUCGCCCUGAGCGUUAUUCGGCAAUUAAGAAAAAAUGUUGUUCAGACAGGCCUAUUCCUACGCAGGUCUUUUUGGCUAAAAACUUGACGAACAAAGGGCUUGUAUCCGUUGCCACCAAGGUAGCCAUUCAGAUGAACUGCAAAAUUGGUGGAGCCCCAUGGACCGUUGAGAUUCCAUUGAGCGGACUAAUGAUAGCUGGCUUCGAUGUCUGCCACGACACUGCUUCGAAAGGCCGUGACUACGGUGCCCUUGUAGCGUCGCUAAACCGAUCUUUCAGCCAAUGGUUCAGUGCUGUCAGCCAUCACUCAAACGGCGAAGAGUUGUCCGACACUAUAUCAACGAACAUUUGCAAGGCUCUACAUGCGUACCGGGCCAGGAACAACGCACUGCCACAGAGGAUUGUUAUUUAUCGUGAUGGAGUCGGCGAGGGCCAAGUGCCCUACGUCUACGAGCACGAGGUUGUGCAGCUGAAGGACCGUCUGGCGCAAGUCUAUGGCGAACAAGAAUUUAGGUUGGCAUUUAUCAUCGUUACCAAACGGAUCAAGACUCGUCUUUUCCUGCAGAAGAGAAACCCACCGCCGGGCACAGUCGUGGACGAUGUAAUCACCAACCCUGAGAAAUAUGACUUUUUCAUAGUUCCUCAAUCCGUGAGGCAGGGGUCUGUUUCCCCUACUUCUUUCAGCGUAAUUUCGGACAAUGUGGGUCUCGAAGCUGACAAACUCCAGCGUCUAACAUAUAAAAUGUGUCAUAUGUAUUACAACUGGAGCGGUACUGUCAGAGUGCCAGCACCCUGUCAGUACGCGCACAAGUUGGCGUUCCAAGUUGCUCAGUCGAUUCACAGACCGCCAGCGCCCCAGUUGGAAAAUCUUUUAUACUUUUUGUAGUGUGCAAGGGAGUGUGUCAGAGACUUUUCCAGUACUUAUGUUAUAUACUUGAGUAACGUUUCAUUUAUCACAGAUGCGAUGAGUCUUUCAGAACUUGAUGGUUCCGUUUUUUUUUUGCCCUCGUCGUAUCUGUGUGUUGCCAUCACUAAUAUGAUUAUUGUUAAGCUGAUCUCUUUUUCACGAAUUCUGAAACAGUUCAAUCCACUAGAAUGUAUCCAAAUGUGGAAAAGUAUUGUGAAUCGCUACUUGGGUUAAUCUGAAAUAGAUUCCAUCCUGAAACUAAUAAGGGAUAAAGUUACUUUAUAGUUUUUCACAAAGUAUAACAUAUUUUGGUUUGUGUUUCUUUAAAUACGUUGUAAGCUUUUUACGUAAGUGUUAAUUUAGGAUUACGUAAAGUACAAGUUUCUGGACGGUAGUCGAUAGUUAGAUAGUGAGAAAGUGCGUCAAUUAAACCAGACUUUCGUGUGUUAUAUAGCAACCGUGGGGGGGGGGGGGGGGGGGGGGGGGGCAGGGCGGGCAGGGCGGGCAGGCAGGCAGUAAUCAAUCAAUCAAGUCUUAGUUUCUUGUCACUCACUCGCAUGAUUUUCUGUUGCCUUCAUUGUAUAGCACACGUCUAAUCUUUCAAUGUUUUGAUUUGAUGAUAAAUAAGUAGGUAUUACGCGAAAAAAUAGUUUCAUUAGAACUGAAUUUGAAAAAUAAUCAGUUUUUUCCCCUUACACCUAUUUUCAAAUUGUCAAAGUACAACUAUAAUGUAAACGCUAAAACGCCGCCCGCGUAAAUUUAUUCAUUGUAAAGACUUGAUUAAUUUAGAUUUUCUGUUUGCAUAAUUUGUUCAAAAGUAAGUUUUAUGCAGUGAUAAAUUUACGCUUUAGAGAAAUCUCAAACCGACAAUACCAAAAAUAAAACGCAGACGUGAAAUCAUUCAAAGAACGUUAUUUAAGUAGUCACGUAAGUCCAGAUGAUUGUUC
Molecule: messenger RNA, 3738 nt
Organism: Diprion similis
Lineage: Eukaryota; Metazoa; Arthropoda; Insecta; Hymenoptera; Diprionidae
Product: piwi-like protein Siwi
Exons: 11
Coding region: 131-2770 (879 amino acids)
Biological process (GO): regulatory ncRNA-mediated gene silencing
Cellular component (GO): P granule
Molecular function (GO): piRNA binding; protein binding
Source: RefSeq, a predicted model, not a curated record